AUGGUCGAACUCAGGAAACGUAAGGCGCCAGCCCCACCUCCGGUCGCAGAAAAGAAGACCAAACAAGCCCGCAAGCCCAAACAAGAACCAGAAGCUACCGAUAAUGACGCCGAAAAGGGUCCCGCGCCAAAGCUGCCCGAGGUGGAUGAUACAAUCGAUAUAGAGACAUUCGGCGGCGAGUUCGAGACCAAUGAUGGCGAGAAAACUACAUUGAAGAAGCUCCUUGAGCAGAGCAAGGCUGGUGUCGUCUUCUUUACUUACCCCAAAGCCUCCACACCUGGCUGCACCAAACAAGCUUGCUUGUUCCGUGACAACUAUGCCCACCUGAGCUCCACUGGCCUGUCUGUAUAUGGUCUUUCCGGGGAUUCUCCCAAGGCCAACACCACGUUCAAGACAAAGCACAAUCUUCCUUAUACGCUCAUGUGCGAUCCCAACUUUUCGCUCAUCGCUGCUAUCGGGCUCAAGAAAUCUCCCAAGGGUACACUUCGAGGUGUUUUCGCCGUGAACAAGGAGGGCAAGGUGUUGCUUCGUCAGCCGGGUGGCCCAGAUGCGACUGUCGACGCUGUCCAGAAGCUUGUUGCACUUGGGCCUGCGCUCAAAGAGGAAGCUAAAGAGGAGCCUAAGAAGGAAGAACCUGAGGAAGAAGAGCCUGAGAAGAAGGAAGAUGAUAAGGCCGAGUGA
This is a messenger RNA of Penicillium bovifimosum, 681 nucleotides long. RefSeq names its product thioredoxin peroxidase DOT5. The record is from RefSeq and is a predicted model, not a curated record. Gene Ontology annotation, cellular component: cytoplasm. NCBI's taxonomy places the organism in Eukaryota, Fungi, Ascomycota, Eurotiomycetes, Eurotiales, Aspergillaceae. The coding region runs from base 1 to 681 and encodes 226 amino acids. The transcript is spliced from 2 exons. Gene Ontology annotation, biological process: cell redox homeostasis; cellular response to oxidative stress. Gene Ontology annotation, molecular function: thioredoxin peroxidase activity.